CUCCCCGCGGCAGGCAGCAGACACUAUUUGAGCCCGGACCAUCGGAUCGCUAUAGAGAACCGCUCCAGUGUCGUCAAUGGGAAGCGCGAGAGACGGUGGCAGCAGCGCGCGUUACGCUCCAGACUGAAAGCCGCAGCCGCACCAUGCUCUCCAGCUCCAGCCCCAGCGUGUGGAUGACUCCGCUGCUCCUGGUGAGCUGCCUGGCCGCCAGCGGGGGGGCGCAGAGCGCCAAGGAAGUGAUUCUCCUGGACUCCAAGGCGCAGCAGACAGAGCUGGAGUGGAUCUCCUAUCCUCCCAAUGGGUGGGAAGAGAUCAGCGGCCUGGAUGAGAACUACACACCCAUCCGCACCUACCAGGUGUGUAAAGUCAUGGAGCCCAAUCAGAACAACUGGCUGCGGACUAACUGGAUAGAGAAGGGCGAUGCCCAGAGAAUUUUUGUCGAGCUGAAAUUCACCCUGAGGGAUUGUAACAGCCUGCCUGGUGUGGUGGGCGCCUGCAAGGAGACCUUCAACCUGUAUUACCAGGAGACGGACUCGGAGGUCGGCCGGGGCCUGAGGGAGAAUCAGUACGUGAAAAUCGACACGAUCGCUGCAGACGAGAGCUUCACCCAGGGCGACCUGGGCGAGAGAAAGAUGAAGCUGAACACAGAGGUGCGUAUAAUCGGGCCGCUGUCCAGACGGGGCUUCUACCUGGCCUUCCAGGACGUGGGGGCCUGCAUCGCCCUGGUCUCCGUCAAAGUCUACUACAAGAAGUGCUGGUCGAUCAUCGAGAACCUGGCCACCUUCCCUGACACGGUGACGGGAUCCGAGUUUUCUUCGCUGGUGGAGGUGGAGGGCAGGUGUGUGAAUGACGCCGAGGAGGAGGCCGACAACUCCCCCAAGAUGCACUGCAGUGCUGAAGGAGAAUGGCUCGUGCCCAUUGGGAAAUGUAUAUGCAAAGCUGGAUUUCAUCAGAAAGGAGACGCUUGUGAACCAUGCGGUCGUGGUUUCUACAAGUCGUCCUCUCAGGACCUCCAGUGCUCUCGCUGUCCGGCGCACAGCUUCAACGACCGCGAGGGCUCAUGGCGCUGCGACUGUGAGGACGGCUACUACCGAGCGCUCUCCGACCUGCCAUCUGUAGCCUGCACAAGACCUCCCUCGGCGCCACAGAACCUGGUCUACAACAUCAACCAGACCACCGUUAAUCUAGAGUGGAGCCCGCCGGCCGACGCUGGCGGGCGGAAUGAUGUCACCUACAGGGUGAUAUGCCGAAGCUGCCGCUGGGAGUCUGAGGAAUGCGAACCAUGCGGUCCGAACGUGGGAUACUCUCCUGGACAGUCGGGAUUAGUGGACACUUAUGUAAGCGUCACGGACCUCCUCGCUCACGCCAACUACACCUUCGAGGUGGAAGCUGUCAACGGAGUGUCUGACCUGAGCCGGACGCAGAGGCUGUUUGCGGCGGUCAGCAUCGCUACCGGUCAAGCAGCUCCGUCGCAGGUCAGCGAGGUCAUCAAGGAGAAGGUGCAGCAGCGCAGCGUCCAGCUCUCCUGGCAGGAGCCGCAGCAACCCAACGGCGUCAUCACCGAGUAUCAAAUCAAGUACUAUGAAAAAGAUCAGAAGGACCCGAUCUCCUCCACAGUGAGGUCCAAGUCUACCUCUGUUACCGUCAACAACCUGAAACCGGACACGGCUUAUGUGUUCCAGAUUAGGGCCAUCACAGAGGCGGGAUACGGAACCUUUGGACCCAGACUGGAGAUAACCACCAGAAAAGAUGGCGCCAAUACUGCGAUUGUCUCCAGCGAGCAGAACCCCGUCAUCAUCAUAGCCGUGGUGGCCGUGGCGGGGACCAUCAUCCUGGUGUUCAUGGUGUUCGGCUUCAUCAUCGGGAGAAGGUACGCUCUCGCGGGCCCCAUUGACUCUCCGCUCCUGCACUGCGGGUACAGCAAAGCCGAUCAGGAGGGGGAUGAGGAGCUCUACUUUCAGUUUAAAUUUCCAGGCACCAAAACCUACAUUGACCCCGAAACCUACGAGGACCCAAACAGGGCUGUCCAUCAAUUUGCCAAGGAGUUGGAUGCCUCCUGCAUAAAAAUCGAGCGUGUUAUUGGAGCAGGAGAGUUCGGGGAGGUGUGCAGCGGUCGACUGAAGCUGCCUGGGAAGCGGGACGUGUCGGUCGCCAUAAAGACGCUGAAAGUGGGCUACACCGAGAAGCAGAGGCGGGAUUUCCUGUGCGAGGCCAGCAUCAUGGGACAGUUUGAUCAUCCCAACGUGGUCCACCUGGAGGGGGUGGUGACCAGAGGAAAACCGGUGAUGAUUGUCAUCGAGUACAUGGAGAACGGCUCAUUAGAUGCUUUCCUCAGGAAACACGACGGUCAGUUCACAGUCAUCCAGUUGGUGGGGAUGCUGCGGGGCAUUGCAGCAGGAAUGAGAUAUCUGGCUGAUAUGGGCUACGUCCACCGAGACCUGGCUGCGCGGAACAUCCUCGUCAACAGCAAUCUCGUAUGUAAAGUCUCAGACUUCGGCCUGUCAAGGGUGAUAGAGGACGAUCCCGAGGCUGUCUACACAACAACUGGUGGGAAGAUUCCUGUCCGAUGGACGGCACCAGAGGCCAUCCAGUACCGUAAAUUCACCUCCGCCAGUGAUGUGUGGAGUUAUGGCAUCGUCAUGUGGGAGGUCAUGUCCUACGGGGAGCGGCCCUACUGGGACAUGUCCAAUCAAGACGUCAUUAAGGCAAUAGAUGAAGGCUAUCGCCUGCCAGCACCCAUGGACUGCCCCCCAGGCCUGCACCAGCUAAUGCUGGACUGCUGGCAGAAAGACCGCGCCGAACGCCCAAAGUUUGACCAGAUUGUUGGCAUCCUGGAUAAAAUGAUCCGUAACCCUAACACCUUAAAAACCCCUGUGGGCACGUGUACCAGACCAAUUAGCCCCCUGUUAGAUCAGAGCACACCAGACUUCGCUGCUUUCCGCUCAGUGGGAGAGUGGCUGGAAGCCAUCAAGAUGGAGCGAUACAGAGACAACUUCACAGCGGCCGGCUACAGUUCCUUGGAGUCUGUGGCCCGGAUGUCAAUCGAGGAUGUGAUGAGCUUGGGAAUCACACUAGUGGGCCACCAGAAAAAGAUAAUGAGCAGCAUACAGACUAUGAGAGCCCAGAUGCUGCAUCUUCAUGGUACCGGCAUCCAGGUGUGACGAGCUGCAACAGGACCCAUCAGUCAGGGCAAGAGAACUCAAGCGAGACUUAUCAGGAGCAGCGCCUGGGUGGCACCCGGCCCCAUGGUCAAAGUCCACGGACAUCUGCUGUGUCUGACUCCUCCUGCUGCGUCUGGAGGGAAAUCAUUCCUUUGUUCCUCGGCGAGGGAAUGAGGUCCGUUUCUUCAAAGGGCACUAAAGAGAGAGAAAGGGCAAGAAACAGCAACAAAAAGCAACUACCUGUAUGAGAUGACUCUUUUUUUCUUUCCUGUUUGUAGAAGCGCUUCAGAACUCAAUCACAUAUCAAAGGGGCGAGUUGGACAGGAGUUUUAUUACCUUAAUGAUUGAAAUAAGCGCACACCGUAGAUGUGGAUUUCCUUUACAAAGCAGACAAAAAAAGAAAAAAAAAAAAAACUUGCUUUGGUUCCUUUUUCUAAAGUCUUUUUUCUAUGUGAUUGCCACAAAGAAAUGCUGUGGCACGCAGGACUUUUUCCCUUCUUCUCCUCUGAUGUGACAACAGGGUAAAUCUUAUCCAGAUGCCGGUGGAGCUUUGCAUCGCAGACUUCCAGGUACUGUUUGAGUCACGUUGCAGUUUUUCUCUUUUCUUUAACGUGCUUUCCACAUCAUAACUGCAUCCUGACGCACUCGCUUCCACUCCACAAAUUAGCGGCUUUGCUAGAAUCUCAAAAGUUGAAAGGAGUUUGCACAAACUGGCGAUUUCUUUCCUCUAAUCACCCAUUUUUUAUAUCAGAGUAGCAAUAUCUGUCUUAAUAUUCACAACAUGACUGUAAGAAUCUGCGUGCACAGUUCAAAGAUUGUAGGAAAUUUGCAACCACCCAUUGUUCUGCCCUCAUUAUGCUUGAAAUGUUGCACAUAAUUUUGUUUUUUGGAAAUGGUUGAAGCUGCAGAUAAUGUUAAAGGGUGAAUCCCAGAACAGAGGAGAUGUCAUACUGCCUUAAAACAUGUUUAGAUUUAGUAUUGCCGAUGUUUUUAGGUACUUUAAAUGGUGAUGCUUUCUGUGGCUCCUUUGGAGGGCUUUUUGUCACUUUUUUUUGUUGUUUGUUUUCUUAUAACUUGUGGUAUUGUGUCUUCUGAUCUUGGACUUGAUCUGGUGUGCACAAACUCAAAUGAUUGCAGAGGAAUAACAGAGUCAAGAGGGGGAGAGUUUGACUAAAAGAGCAAUAAUUACCAGGGAGAAACAGUCUUCACCAGAGAUCCUUUAAGGUGCUAGAUAUGAAAGGCAUGUCGUUGUGUGCUGACCAUCCCUUUGGAGAGAUUCCGUCACCCCCUGACAGGGAAAAAGGAAUGUACUUCUGUGACCUGGAACGGUUCGGAGAGCGCUCCGUUGCCGAGUCAUCAAAUGAAAUCGUCUUGUUGUGUUUUGCCUCUAUGAUAUGGUAAACAUUUGAUGAAAAUCUAACAUGGCGUGGAAAUGUCGAACAGAGUUGUUGCAAAAGAUGAAAGUCGCGCCAUUUGAAACUAAAAAGGUGCCAAUUAGCCAUGCUAACAUCAUCCUCCAACACAUUGCACCACCCAGAAAUCAAAGAGCUCCUUCAGGGUCGGAGUCUGAAGA
Cyprinodon variegatus (sheepshead minnow) is the source of this 4734-nucleotide messenger RNA. RefSeq names its product EPH receptor A7 (gene epha7). Lineage: Eukaryota; Metazoa; Chordata; Actinopteri; Cyprinodontiformes; Cyprinodontidae. Gene Ontology annotation, molecular function: transmembrane-ephrin receptor activity; protein binding; ATP binding. The coding region runs from base 144 to 3161 and encodes 1005 amino acids. The record is from RefSeq and is a predicted model, not a curated record. The transcript has 17 exons. Gene Ontology annotation, biological process: protein phosphorylation; cell surface receptor protein tyrosine kinase signaling pathway; axon guidance. Gene Ontology annotation, cellular component: neuron projection; plasma membrane.